AUGACUUUUCCCAAACUAAAUCACUUGCUCUUCCUUCUGAGUGAGUGCCAGGAAGAAAAGCUCAUCACCCAGCGCCACCCGCUGGGAAAGAUGCUGUGUGGCCCAGGAAGCAAGGAAGGAAACUGGGAAAGGGAACGGGGAGGAAGGAGGGAAGGACGGUGUGUCCCCUCGAAGCGGGUGCGUGAGAGCAGCGUGCACGCGACGCACGGACACGCAGUCAUGAGUCCCGGACCACAGGUGGGGGCAGACCCCCCCCAGGACUUUGACCAAAGUAAGGACGUGAAGGAUGGAUCCAUCCUGCCCGCCUACUCCACCGUGGACCUGGUCAACCAGGACUCGGGUCAGGAGGAUCCCUGGGACCUGCCGGAGCUGAAAGACACAGGGGUCAAGUGGUCAGACCUGGACACCAAAGGGAAGAUCAUGCGUGUGCUGACGGGUUUAUUGAAACUGGUGACUCUGCUGGGACUUCUUUACUUGUUCAUCUGCUCGCUGGACGUCCUCAGCUCAGCUUUCCAGCUGGUUGGAGGUAAAGCUGCGGGGGACAUCUUCAAGGACAACGUGAUUUUGUCCAACCCUGUGGCCGGCCUGGUGAUCGGAGUCCUGGUCACGGUGUUGGUGCAGAGUUCCAGCACGUCCUCGUCCAUCGUGGUCAGCAUGGUGUCUUCUGGAUUGUUGGAGGUGCAGUCGGCGGUGCCCAUCAUCAUGGGCGCCAACAUCGGGACCUCGGUCACCAACACCAUCGUGGCCAUGAUGCAGGCGGGCGACCGCAACGAGUUCCGCAGAGCCUUCGCCGGCGCCACCGUCCACGACUUCUUCAACUGGCUGUCGGUGCUGGUUCUGCUGCCCCUGGAGGUGGCCACAGGUGUGCUGUACAAGCUCACCUUGGUCAUCAUCGACUCCUUCCACAUCCAGACCGGAGAGGACGCCCCGGACCUGCUCAACAUCAUCACGGACCCCCUCACCGACUCCAUCAUCCAGCUGGAUAAAUCCGUCAUCACCGGCAUCGCCACCGGAGACCCGGCGGCCAGAAACAAAAGCCUGAUCAAAAUAUGGUGCAAGAAAAAGGUCAACACGACUUUCUGGAACGAGACGGUGGAGAGCUGCCCCGUCGGUGCCGUCUGUUGGGAGGCGAACAACCAAACCUGGACGGAGAAGAACACCACCUGGACCGACUACCAGGAGAAAUGCGCACACAUGUUUGUCAACGCCAACCUGCCCGACUUGGCGGUGGGCCUCAUCCUUCUGGGUCUGUCCCUCUUCGUCCUCUGCACCUGCCUCAUCCUCAUCGUCAAGCUGCUCAACUCCAUGCUCAAAGGCCAGGUGGCGCUGGUCAUCAAGAAGUUGCUCAACACAGACUUCCCCUUCCCCUUCGCCUGGGUGACCGGCUACAUCGCCAUCCUGGUGGGAGCCGGCAUGACCUUCAUCGUUCAGAGCAGCUCCGUCUUCACCUCGGCCAUAACGCCUCUUGUUGGUAUCGGCGUCAUCAGCCUCGAGAGGGCCUAUCCUCUAACUCUGGGCUCAAAUAUCGGUACGACCACCACGGCCAUCUUGGCGGCGAUGGCCAGCCCUGGAGAAACCCUCUCCAACUCGCUCCAGAUUGCCCUCUGCCAUUUCUUCUUCAACAUCAUGGGCAUCCUCCUGUGGUAUCCCAUCCCCUUCACACGCUUGCCCAUCAGGCUGGCCAGAGGGUUGGGGAACCGCACCGCAGAGUACCGCUGGUUCGCCGCCGUCUACCUGGUCCUGUGCUUCCUGGUCUUGCCUCUGACCAUCUUCGGCCUGUCGAUGGCCGGCUGGCAGGUCUUGGUGGGCAUCGGGGCCCCCGUCAUUGUGCUCGUCGUCUUCGUGGUGAUCGUAAACAUCAUGCAGUCCCGCUGCCCGCGCUGCCUGCCCCGCUGCCUGCGCGACUGGAGGUUCCUGCCGAGGCCCCUGCGCUCCCUGGCGCCCUGGGACUCCGUGGUGACCUCCCUCAUGGGUUUCUGUGGCCACUACUGCUGCUGCUUCUGCCGGUGUUGCGGGUGCUGCCAGAAGGACAAAAAGCUCGGCGAGGGCAAGAGCCUGGAGAUGUACGAUAACCCGGCGCUGACCGAGGAGGACGACCCGAAGGUCAUCCGAGGAACUCAUCUUUGAUGAUGUUGACCUGGGCUGUAGUCAUGGCACUGGUGUGCUCUGAACUCUGAACACUUUGCACCUGUUGUUUGCCGCGAGGAACAUUCAUGGAACACUCCUCUGUCUUUUUAAGUCUGUUUAUGUUU
Entelurus aequoreus (snake pipefish) is the source of this 2252-nucleotide messenger RNA. RefSeq names its product solute carrier family 34 member 2b (gene slc34a2b). Lineage: Eukaryota; Metazoa; Chordata; Actinopteri; Syngnathiformes; Syngnathidae. Gene Ontology annotation, biological process: intracellular phosphate ion homeostasis; sodium-dependent phosphate transport. The record is from RefSeq and is a predicted model, not a curated record. Bases 1 to 2127 code for a protein of 708 amino acids. Gene Ontology annotation, molecular function: sodium:phosphate symporter activity. The transcript has 15 exons. Gene Ontology annotation, cellular component: brush border; apical plasma membrane; vesicle.